AGAGAGAGAGAGAGAGGGAUCAAAAUCCUUGCAUAUAUAUCUUUUCUCUUUGGGUUUUCGGUUAAUUACACUUCUAAUAUAUAUGACACCCUUUUGAUGAGACUUUCUUUCACCUGGGUUCGUUCAUAUAUACAGCUCAAUUUUUGAGCCAAGUCAACUGAGAAAGAGAACUUCUUUGACACGUUAGAGAAGAUGGCUGAAGAAGCAAUCUCAGGUAAUGGUGGUUUUGUUCAAAACCCAGUUAGUGGAUCUAAUCUUCCCGCUGUAAAGAAGAAGAGAAACCUACCAGGAACACCAGAUCCUGAAGCCGAAGUCAUAGCCUUGUCACCAAAAACUCUCAUGGCCACUAACAGAUUCUUGUGUGAAAUAUGUGGCAAAGGCUUCCAAAGAGAUCAGAAUCUACAACUCCAUCGCCGUGGACACAACCUCCCAUGGAAACUCAAGCAGAGGACUACUAAGGAAGUAAGAAAGCGAGUCUACGUCUGCCCAGAAAAGACUUGUGUCCAUCACCACCCUUCUAGGGCUCUUGGAGACCUAACUGGUAUAAAGAAGCACUUCUGCAGAAAGCAUGGAGAGAAGAAGUGGAAGUGCGACAAGUGUUCAAAGAGAUAUGCUGUCCAAUCUGAUUGGAAAGCACACUCAAAAACUUGUGGCACUAGGGAGUACAAAUGCGACUGUGGAACUCUAUUUUCGCGGAGAGAUAGCUUCAUCACUCACAGGGCCUUUUGCGAUGCAUUAGCUGAGGAAACGGCAAGAGUAAAUGCAGCAUCUAAUGGUUUGGCUGCAGUUUCCACGAACUUCAACUAUCAUCAUCUUAUGGGGACUACUCCUGUAGGGCCUAACAUGGCACAGCAUUUCUCUUCAGUUUUCAAGCCAAUCUCAAGCAAUGACCAGACAAUGGACCGAAGUAGAAGGGGACUCUCCUUGUGGGUGAGCCAAGGACCCCAAGUUCAUCAUGAAGUAAUAGGCGGCAAUAAUAGUAUCCAAGAGAUUCACCAACUUGGGUCUACGGGUUCAUCAGGAGCAAUAUUUGGUGACCCUCUUUUUUCAUCAUCAAAUCCUUCACCAUCUGAUCAUUUUCAGUUGAAUUGGCCCUUUUUUGGAAAUAAGCUCCUCUCUUCAUGUAAUGGUCAUGAACAGUUAACAAGCAAUGAUUCGCUUCCAUUAAACAACGCUAAGGAAGCUGCAGCAGCAGUUCAACUAGCAAGUGUUCCUUCCUUAUAUAGCAACCAACAGCAAUCGCAUCAAACCACUUCAGCAAAUAUGUCAGCCACAGCUUUACUUCAAAAAGCUGCUCAAAUUGGUGCAACUUCAACUGACCCAUCAUUUCUUGGGAGUUUUGGAUUAAAGUACAGUAGUAACAGUACUCAAGUUCAAGAAGGGAACAGGUACUGCGGAUUAAUGUAUGGCUCAAACCCAGUAAGCACGAGUACAAAUCUAGCAAGUGAUGACACAGCAGGGAAUGAUAUUUCCAGCUUAAAUCAUCAGCUGCAAAUGUACCCAACAGCCAAACGCCAAAAAAUACAAAGCGACCAAGAUAGUGCAGGAGGGCAAACAAGAGACUUUCUUGGGGUUGGUGUACAACAAGCCAUAUGCCACCCAUCAACAAUCAAUGGGUGGAUUUGAUUUUGAUAUGAUAUGGGAAUUUCAUUCAUGGGUCGCAUGUAGAGAUUAAAAUUGGUAAUAAUGAAGUUGGACUUGAGGUGAGAGAGAGGGAGAGAUUUUAGUAUUAGGAAACUUUGCAGGAAGGAAAAGGUGACAUUAUGUGGCAUGAUGUGGGCUAAAAGUUAAGGUUAGAUAACCAUUGAAGAGAUAAAGGAAGAGAUCCAUGGAUAUUCCUGUUAAGCACAGAAAGCUGAUCCCUUUAAAAAUGGUGGCUUUUUCUAUUUUUGAUAAAAGAGGAAGGGAGUAGUGGGGGGCAGAGUAUGAGCAACUUUUGAGCUCCAUUAUUGCACUUGUUUCAUCUCUAUUGUGGUUGUUAUCUUGUCGAACUCGGACUUGAAAGAAAGAAAGAAUAAUAUUAUUCCCAUUUCCCAGUGGCAAAAA
Hevea brasiliensis (rubber tree) is the source of this 2046-nucleotide messenger RNA. RefSeq names its product zinc finger protein NUTCRACKER. The record is from RefSeq and is a predicted model, not a curated record. The transcript has 3 exons. Gene Ontology annotation, cellular component: nucleus. Bases 193 to 1626 code for a protein of 477 amino acids. Gene Ontology annotation, molecular function: DNA-binding transcription factor activity. NCBI's taxonomy places the organism in Eukaryota, Viridiplantae, Streptophyta, Magnoliopsida, Malpighiales, Euphorbiaceae.